UUCCAUUUAUCUCUCUCUUUUUGCUUUUCUUUCUCUUCCUCGAAACCCUAGCAAUCAAAAUUUUAUUAAAUACCACAAUCUUCAUUCAUUCGUCAAAUCAAAUCCCAAUCCCUUGAUUUUCUAUCACUUCCCCGAGAGAAUCUCACUUGUGUCCGGUAUUAUAGAGGGCAUGGGAAGGAUUCUCAGAGAAACUAACAGGCCCUCAUCGUCUUCCUCAUCGUCUGCUUCUAAUUCCACCACUACAUCGACUUCGGUUACGGAGACGGUGAAUGGGUCCCAUCAGUUUAAGAUCACAGGGUAUUCGUUGUCGAAAGGUUUAGGGAUCGGGAAAUAUAUUGCGUCGGAUACGUUUAAUGUAGGAGGUUAUUCGUGGGCGAUUUAUUUCUAUCCAGAUGGGAAGAGCGUUGAGGAUAAUGCGACUUAUGUAUCGCUGUUUAUAGCGUUGGCCAGUGAAGGGACCGAUGUAAGGGCGCUUUUCGAGCUGACGCUUUUGGAUCAGAGUGGGAAAGAGAGGCAUAAGGUUCAUAGUCAUUUUGGGAGAGCGCUUGAGAGUGGGCCUUACACGCUCAAAUAUCGCGGUAGCAUGUGGGGAUACAAGCGGUUUUUCAAAAGGACUCUUCUAGAGUCAUCAGACUACCUCAAAGAUGACUGCCUUCAAGUUCAUUGUAGUGUAGGUGUUGUUAAGUCAUGUACAGAAGGCCCUAAGACUUAUUCUAUAGCAGUUCCACCUUCCAACAUUGGCCAGCACUUUGGACAACUAUUGGAAAAUGGAAAGGGAACUGAUGUAAAUUUUGAAGUUGAUGGAGAAGUUUUUGCUGCCCACAAAUUAGUACUUGCCGCUCGAUCGCCUGUAUUCAGGGCCCAACUUUUUGGCCCAAUGAAGGAUCAAAACACCCAAUUAAUAAAAGUUGAAGACAUGGAAGCUCCAGUUUUUAAGGCAUUACUUCAUUUUAUAUACUGGGAUUCAUUACCUGACCUAGAGGAGCUUACUGGUUUAAACUCAAAGUGGGCUUCAACUUUGAUGUGUCAGCAUCUGCUUGCAGCAGCUGAUAGGUAUGCAUUGGACAGGCUUAGGCUGCUUUGUGAGGCCAAUCUGUGUGAGGAUGUGGCUAUAAACACAGUAGCGACUACACUAGCCUUGGCGGAGCAGCAUCAUUGUGUUCAGCUGAAGGCUGUGUGUCUCAAGUUUGUUGCAAUGCCUGAAAACCUGAGAGCUGUGAUGCAAACGGAUGGCUUUGAAUAUUUGAGGGAAAGCUGCCCCUCUGUCCUUACAGAACUCUUGGAAUAUGUGGCUAGAGUUAGUGAACACUCAGUUAUUAUAUGCAGACAUGGGAAUGAAGCUAUCCUUGAUGGCAGUGACCUGAAUGGGAGGCGAGUGAAGCAAAGGCUAUAGGGUAUGCAUCUUUGUAGCAACACAAACAUUUAAAGAAACAAGUUGUAGGAGUAGAAAAGAUUUUCUGCUUAGUUUGUAAGAAAUGUAAAACUUAGUUGCUGAUUCAGUGUCCAUUAUUGGCUUGCUAUGUAAAGGUUUCUUUCGCAGGCUGCAGUCUUUCCCCUUUCCUUGAAAUUUUUUCAUUUAUCACUUUUGCAUUUUUGUUGGAUGACUGGUCUGUUAUUGUUUCUCCUCAUUACUUGCUUAAAAAUACAUUGAAAUCAACCACUGAUGAUCACAGACAUUGCAUGUGCGA
Messenger RNA from Jatropha curcas, 1688 nucleotides. RefSeq names its product BTB/POZ and MATH domain-containing protein 2. NCBI's taxonomy places the organism in Eukaryota, Viridiplantae, Streptophyta, Magnoliopsida, Malpighiales, Euphorbiaceae. Gene Ontology annotation, biological process: protein ubiquitination. The record is from RefSeq and is a predicted model, not a curated record. Gene Ontology annotation, molecular function: protein binding.